Molecule: messenger RNA, 2103 nt
Organism: Andrographis paniculata
Lineage: Eukaryota; Viridiplantae; Streptophyta; Magnoliopsida; Lamiales; Acanthaceae
Exons: 3
Coding region: 1-2103 (700 amino acids)
Source: RefSeq, a predicted model, not a curated record
AUGCCUCGAACUAGUCGUACAGGUCAAUUAAUCUUUGCCUCAGAGAUUGAAAGAACUGCACGUCGUUUGCGGAAAGAAGCUAAAGAGCGAAAGAGGGCCGAGAAAGAAGUUGAGUCACCGGGACUUAACUUAGCUAUCCAACUAGCGGAUACCUCUAGUUCUGAGGAGGGUGAAGAGCAUAAGGAAGUUGAAGAAGUUUUGAUAAAUCCAAUGGCACAAAGAACCUUGAGGGAGCUAGCUGCUCCCGACUUAAUUCAGCACCCUUUAUGUAUUACUUUUCCUGCUAUAGCCGAUAAUACGGCAUUUGAACUUAAAUCUGGACUAAUUCAUUUAUUGCCGUCUUUUCAUGGCUUGGCAGGGGAGGAAUCACACAAGCACUUGCAGGAAUUCGAUGUGGUAUGUACGAGUAUGAAACCUCCGGGAGUCACUGAGGAUCAAAUAAAGCUCCGGGCUUUUCCAUUCUCUUUGAAGGAUGCAGCUAAAGAUUGGUUGUUUAACUUGCCGGCCGGGAGUGUUAUCACAUGGAUGGAUAUGAAGCGCAAAUUUCUUGAGAAGUUCUUUCCCGCAUCCCGGGCUGCGAAUUUGCGAAAAGAGAUUUGUGGCAUCAAACAAGCAUCAGGGGAGUCCUUAUACGAGUAUUGGGAUAGAUUCAAUAAAUUAAUUGCUCGAUGUCCCCAACAUCAAAUUUCUGAGCAACUUUUAAUCCAAUAUUUCUAUGAAGGACUAACUUCUAUUGACAUGAGGAUCAUCGAUGCUGCCAGUGGAGGAGCUUUAAUGAAUAAGACUCCGAGAGAAGCUUGGGAAUUGUUGAAUGAUAUGGCCAUGAACUCUCAACAAUUUGGGCCGAGGGAUGUCGUGGGAGUGAAAGAAGCUGUUGAGGUAAGUUCUCCUAUGCAACAACAAUUGAAUGAGCUAACUGUUUUUGUGAGGAAACUUGCUAUAGGUAAUGCUCAAGUGAAGCCGUGUGGAAUUUGUGGGAGUGUUGAGCAUCCCACGGAUGCUUGUCCCACACUAAGAGAAGAGGUGGAAGUGAGUGCUGCAGGUUUUGCACCAAGAAGGGCUUAUGAUCCAUAUUCAAACACAUACAAUCCGGGAUGGCGAGACCACCCCAAUUUUCGAUAUGGGAAUCAGAAUCAGCAAUCCUUUGGUCAACAACAACCACCGGGUUUUCAACCACAAGCACAACAGCAGCAACAAAGGACUAUGCACCAAGCUCCCGUUCCUGGUAACUCUUUGCAUGAUAUGGUGAAAACAAUUGCCUCUAAUGUUUUGCAAUUUCAGCAAGAGACGAGAACAAACAUAAAGAACUUGGAAGAUCAGAUGUCUCAAGUCGUGAAAGAGGUGCGUGAGAUGAAAGAAAAGGAAAAAGGCAAGCUGUCAGCUCAAACCCACAUGAACCCGAGCAAUAUUAGUUCAAUGAUCUUGCGGAGUGGUAAGGAACUGAAGGGUUCGAAGGUAAUUUCUGAUCCUCUUAUUCAAUCAAAUGCUAAUGUUGCUCUAUUUCCUCACAGGUUAGCAAAACCGGCUAAAAGCGAUAAAGACAAGAAGAUCAUGAAGAUGUUUAAGAAAGUGGAGCUAAGCAUUCCUUUGCUUGACGCAAUUAAGCAAGUCCCCCGUUAUGCGAAAUUUCUGAAGGAGUUGUGUACCAAGAAGAAGAAGUUGAGAGGAGACGAGAAGGUGCUAGCUGGAGAGACUGUGUCCGCCGUGCUGCAAAGAAAAUUGCCACAAAAAUGCGAAGAUCCAGGUAUGUUUGUCGUCCCGUGCAAAAUAGGUAAGAUGGAAAUUAAAAGAGCUCCGCCCGAUGCGCUCUUCUCUCCGCUCUCUCCUCAGGCCGGUUCGAACCGUUGCGCCUCCGCUAGCCGCCGCAGUCCAGCCGGUUCGUGUAUUACGCCGCCAGUAGCAGCCUCCUCCGCCAAUCCUGCGCACCUCCUCCGCCAAGUCGGCGCGCUGAAGCCGCCUGCCAGUAGCAGCCUUCUCCGCCGCGGGCUGCUCCCGAUCUCAAACUGCUGUUGUUUUGCGCUGCCGCUGACCAUCCGCCGCGAGUCACCGGUGGAGAUUUCAGGGAAGUCAUUUACUCUUGAUCUAUUGCAUUCUCUUGGUUAA